Molecule: messenger RNA, 523 nt
Organism: Otolemur garnettii (small-eared galago)
Lineage: Eukaryota; Metazoa; Chordata; Mammalia; Primates; Galagidae
Product: 39S ribosomal protein L54, mitochondrial-like
Exons: 1
Coding region: 1-417 (138 amino acids)
Cellular component (GO): mitochondrial large ribosomal subunit
Molecular function (GO): structural constituent of ribosome
Source: RefSeq, a predicted model, not a curated record
AUGGCUGCCAGGCGCCUCUUCAGUGCUACCUGCACGUGGGCCAGCUGGGGGGCUCGGACACUUCUAGGCCCUGCCGCUCCUGGAAGACUCCUGAUCCGAGAUUAUGCCAAGAAACCAGUCAUGAAAGGAGGCAGAGGGGGUAAAGGUGGUGUAGCCAGUGAGAGCCUGAAGGACCCUGAUGUGUGCACGGACCCUGUCCGGCUCACCUCGUAUGCAAUGGGCGUCAACAUCUACAAGGAAGGCCAAGAUGUGGCCCUGAAGCCAGACGCAGAAUACCCCGAGUGGCUAUUCCAGAUGAACCUGGGGCCCCCCAAAAAGCUAGAGGAGCUGGAUCCUGAGACACGGGAGUAUUGGCGGCUGCUGCGAAAACAAAACAUCUGGCGCCACAAUCGCCUGAGUAAGAACAAGAAGUUCUAGCAGGGACAGGCCAGAGCACCCUGAAGGAGGGCCCAGUGGGACACAGUAUCCUACCCCCACCACCGAGGACUUUUUGCUUUUCUGGAAAAAACGUACUUGAGGUUUC